Fomitopsis serialis is the source of this 1431-nucleotide messenger RNA. RefSeq lists its product as uncharacterized. The transcript has 3 exons. The record is from RefSeq and is a predicted model, not a curated record. Bases 139 to 1182 code for a protein of 347 amino acids. NCBI's taxonomy places the organism in Eukaryota, Fungi, Basidiomycota, Agaricomycetes, Polyporales, Fomitopsidaceae.
GACUUGCAAACAAGAACUGCGACGGGAUUUACGCUCGCGCAGCGGUGAUGUGGCGCACAGUGGUGCAUUUAAACAGGCCCGACCGUGGUGGACGGAUUCUCGUAACUCUGGCAAAUCCCCGCGACGCCCCACCCUGUCAUGUGCAGCGACAGCGGCGCACAACCUUACGAUGGCGGCUGCCCAAUUCAGGGCUGGACCGCCCCGGAAGACGCCAACCGUCGGGCGUUGAGUAUCUCACGGACGGCUCCCCCCAACAACGCGUCCAUAUUCACUGACCAACCGCAGGCAACCUCUAUCCCGGGCCCGCAGUCACUCAGCUUCCCGGGCUACGGAGAGUAUCCCGGUGCAAUAGACGCGAGCUCGAUGAAUUCAUUUGCCCCGGCUCGUCGGGCUAAUGAAUACGGUGGACUGUUCACCGCGCCCACUGUGCCCACUGCACUGGGCAUGCCAGGCUCUUCGGGGACUUGGAUGGACCCGCACAUGCCGAGCGCUGACUUCGCGUCCACCUCGAACCUUAAUCAUGGGCUUGCUGACUACGUGUCGAGCGGUGCAGACAUGGGUCGGACAGGCUCCACCGUUAUACCAAUGCAACCUUCCAUGCGAGCGGACUACGGCCAGACAAUCGAUGACUUCGGGAUAAGACACGGCAUGCCACACGACUCGGACCAAUUAUUCGAUACCUUCACUGGUCCGGGCUGGGCGCCAGCCAACGUCCGCCGUUCGCUGAGCUACGGACAUGGCGACCCGCCACCGUUUCGACCAAUACCGUCAAUGUAUCAACCACACGCUGGCGGCGACCUUCUCCCGCGUUCCAGCACGGCGCCUCCGACUGACGUGCGGCCGUCAGGAGGUCCUAUGAGCGGCGGGCCCGUAGGCGAGCGUUGUCGGUGGGGCGGCCAAUGUCAGACGAUAAUAACAGACCUCACCGCCUCCGGGAUCAAUCGUCACCUGAAGGAGUGCCAUGUGCAGCCUUGGGACGACCGGAUGCGCGGCUACUGCGAAUGGGAGGGAAGCCCGUGCAACAAGAAGCUGCAGUUCUACUUCGGCUUUGGGAAGCACAUCGCGUCUGUCCACAUUCGAUCAACGGCGAGCAAGUGCGAGAUGUGUGGGCAAAUCCUGGCGCGCGGAGAUACUCUCGAUCGUCACGCUAAACGCUUCUGCCAUGGACGCCCCCCUGGCUAAUGAUAGGUACGCGAGCGACUGCGUUACAGGUGAGCCUUUGUUGUGCGCGUAGGCCAACAGGGAAGAUUGACCGUUGCCAGCAGAGAGGCGCCGCUUAGUGUGCGAUGCUCCUCUCCUCUCCAUUUCACAACAAUAUUCCGCGAUGCACUGGAUGAUUCCCCUUUCUUGGAGACAGCGCGGGAGGCAUCAAGCAGCUCGGCUACCAGGAAAUUGUUGUACAACACUACGCCCUCUUUGUCUGGUGGUUCU